Molecule: messenger RNA, 1089 nt
Organism: Sinocyclocheilus grahami
Lineage: Eukaryota; Metazoa; Chordata; Actinopteri; Cypriniformes; Cyprinidae
Product: beta-soluble NSF attachment protein-like
Exons: 11
Coding region: 180-1067 (295 amino acids)
Biological process (GO): SNARE complex disassembly; regulation of synaptic vesicle priming; intracellular protein transport
Cellular component (GO): terminal bouton; synaptobrevin 2-SNAP-25-syntaxin-1a complex; vacuolar membrane
Molecular function (GO): soluble NSF attachment protein activity; syntaxin binding
Source: RefSeq, a predicted model, not a curated record
GCAGUUUCUCUCUGAAGAACGCGCAUCAUCAGCAGCAGCAGGAGGAAGAGGAGGAGGAGGAGGAGGAGGAAGAGGCGAGCAUCCUUCAUGAUUCUGCAUUAAAGCCGCACUCUAUAUCAACAAACCCCGGGCCUUCACGGAUCCAGCCGCAGCUCUGCGUGAACACCACACACUCAAUCAUGGAUAAUUCCGGGAAAGAGAAGGAAGCCAUGCAGCUGAUGGCAGAGGCGGACAAAAAAGUCAAAUCAUCAGGUUCAUUUCUCGGAGGGAUGUUCGGGGGAAAUCAUAAGGUUGAGGAUGCAUGUGAAAUGUAUGCCAGAGCUGCCAACAUGUUCAAGAUGGCCAAAAACUGGAGUGCUGCAGGCAGUGCUUUCUGCCAAGCUGCAAGACUUCACAUGCAGAUGCAGAACAAACUGGACUCGGCCACCAGCUUCGUCGAUGCUGGAAAUGCUUAUAAGAAGGCAGAUCCUCAAGAGGCUAUCAACUGUUUAAACGCAGCCAUCGAUAUUUAUACAGACAUGGGAAGGUUCACGAUCGCUGCAAAGCAUCACAUGACUAUUGCAGAGAUCUAUGAAUCCGAGCUAGUGGAUAUCGAAAAGGCCAUCGCCCAUUACGAGCAGGCCGCAGACUAUUACAAAGGCGAAGAGUCAAACAGCUCUGCUAAUAAGUGUCUGCUGAAGGUGGGCUCGUACAGCGCUCAGCUCGAGCAGUAUCCCAAAGCCAUCGAGAUCUAUGAGCAGGUUGCAACCAGCACGAUGGACAACCCUCUGCUGAAAUACAACGCCAAAGAGUACUUCUGGAAAGCAGCUCUCUGCCACUUCAUAGUGGAUGAGUUAAACGCAAAGCUUGCCAUUGAGAAGUAUGAAGGGAUGUUUCCGGCAUUCUCUGAUUCAAGAGAGUGUAAGCUGUUGAAAAAACUGUUGGAGGCUCAUGAGGAGCAGAACAGUGAGGCGUUCACUGAAGCCGUGAAGGAGUUUGAUUCGAUCUCUCGUCUCGACCAAUGGCAGACCACCAUGUUGCUGCGCAUCAAGAAAACCAUCCAGGGUGAUGCCGGCGACCUCAAGUGAUGUGUCCAAGAAAAAUACUGUG